AUCUUCACCAAGAACACUGAGACUUUUCGAAAACCAAAAAAUUGGAAUUGGGUGUUUUAUUGGACUAUCCAACAAUGAUGCGAUUAUCACCCGGAUUUGCAAUUAAUCCUCGUUUUCAAUUCAAUCCAUUCGUCAUUUCCCAGAAACCGACUUUUCUACCCGCCCAAAUCGGGCCACGGCGGAGGAAUUUUUCCAGAAUCGGAUCGGAGAGCGGCGACGGCGACGCUUUCGAUGCUGUAGCUUAUGAGUCUGAGCGGCUGAGCCUCGACGCGGUUGCGAUGGAGGAUAUGGCGGAGACGGCGAAGAAGGAACUCGAAUCGGAUCCGGAUAGUGAUCCGAAAGCUUGGAAAUGGGUGAUCCGAAAGAGCAUGUGGGAUCUGAUGGAAGCCCGGAACUACUCCAUGAACCCUAGACCCGUUCAUCAUCGAAUCCCUAAUUUCGUCGGUGCGUCGGCUGCUGCCGGUAAAUUGGCCGAGCUUGAAGCUUUUAGUAAUGCUGAGGUCGUGAAGGUUAAUCCUGAUUCGCCGCAAAAGCAAAUCAGGUUUCUUACACUUUCUGGUGAUAAAAAGCUGUUGACUCCUCAACCUAGGCUAAGAACAGGGUUCUUCUCUGUACUAGAAUCCGAUUUGUUGAAACCAGAAACGAUCAUAGAAGCUUGCACCUCUGUAGGAGUAGCCAAGUAUGGAAGAGCGAUUGGUCUCGAUGAGAAGAUCAAAGUGGAUCUCAUUGUCAUUGGCUCUGUUGCGGUUAAUCCACAAACAGGUGCUCGAUUAGGGAAAGGAGAGGGUUUUGCGGAGCUUGAAUAUGGAAUGUUGCGUUACAUGGGAGCCAUUGAUGAUUCCACACCCGUUGUAACAACUGUACAUGACUGUCAGCUCGUGGAUGAUAUACCCCUCGAGAAACUUGCGAUUCACGAUGUUCCUGUGGAUAUCAUAUGCACUCCUACUCGAGUCAUUUUCACUAAUACACCAAUCCCGAAACCAAAAGGAAUCUAUUGGGACAAAUUGUCGCCGGAGAAGCUGCAACAAAUUAGGAUACUGAGAGAGCUAAAGAAACGGUUGGAAAAGAAAACUGGCCGUAAACUUCCAACCGGACCAUCCGAGAAAUUACCUCCCACUGCUGAGCGCAAACGCCGGUAGCUUCUAGUUUUGGCCAAUUGGUUUUUGGCUUGAUACUGGUUUUACUUGUUCUUUUCGGUUACUGUUUUAUACGAGACAACUAAAGAUGUGUAUACGAUGUAUUUGAGUAGUGAAAAAAUGUAGUGGAUUAGACCCUUUUUCAUUACGUGGUCUAUCUGUAAGAGUAGGAACUAAAUAAUGGCUUUCAUUAUGUAUAUGUAACAACAAUGAUACAUAA
This is a messenger RNA of Eutrema salsugineum, 1356 nucleotides long. Its product is annotated as 5-formyltetrahydrofolate cyclo-ligase-like protein COG0212. Gene Ontology annotation, cellular component: cytoplasm. Bases 75 to 1139 code for a protein of 354 amino acids. The record is from RefSeq and is a predicted model, not a curated record. NCBI's taxonomy places the organism in Eukaryota, Viridiplantae, Streptophyta, Magnoliopsida, Brassicales, Brassicaceae. The transcript has 6 exons.